Messenger RNA from Aedes albopictus (Asian tiger mosquito), 1630 nucleotides. RefSeq names its product calphotin-like. NCBI's taxonomy places the organism in Eukaryota, Metazoa, Arthropoda, Insecta, Diptera, Culicidae. The transcript has 2 exons. Gene Ontology annotation, cellular component: extracellular matrix. The record is from RefSeq and is a predicted model, not a curated record. Bases 371 to 1387 code for a protein of 338 amino acids.
AUGAAAAAAUGCUAGUUAUAAAUGCAUCGAAUCGACUCUCUCCUAACCACCAAAGUUUAACUUCAUAGGCUCUGCGUUGGCUUCUGAUACUUCCGUUUGGCUGCUCGAAGCGUACGUGAGAGACUUCCAUCAUCGGUGUCUAACCUUCAAGAUGGUCGAAAUUCCUCUGUCAAUUUUCUUCUUCCGAACCUGGGUCUUUAAUUCGGUGGCGCUAGCAAAUCGAUAGUGGUGGUUCGUGGCGCGAAAAUUCAAUGCAAAUCGAAGAUGUUUAUUUUUAGUAUAUAAAGCCAUGAAAGCCAAUGAGGGGCAUGUCAGUUAGCUCAUAGCUUUUCAUUUACACAGUGUGAAACACUUUUUUCUAAGCUUUACAAUGAGUUUGCUUAAAGUUGCAGUUUUCGCCGCACUAGCUCUAUGUGCUAGCGCUGAGCCUAAACCAAAUCCAGGAGUCCUAGCUAGACCAGUAGCCUACUCAGCUCCUUUGGUACGAUCUCCAUACUACGCUAGAGCUUAUGCUGCUCCUGUUGCAUACACUGCUUACGCCGCUCGUGCCGCUCCAGUUUACGCUGCCCGUGCUGCUCCAGUAUAUGCUGCUCGCGCUGCACCAGUAGUUGCUGCACGUGCUGCUCCAGUAGUUGCUGCACGUGCUGCUCCAGUAGUUGCUGCACGUGCUGCUCCAGUUGUAGCUGCUCGUGCUGCUCCAGUUGUUGCUGCUCGUGCUGCUCCAGUUGUCGCUGCUCCAGUUGCCGCUCCACUUGUUGCCGCUUACACCGCUCCAGUUGCUGCUGCUUACACCGCUCCAGUUGCAGCUGCUUACACCGCUCCAGUUGCCGCUGCCUACACUGCUCCAGUUGUUGCCAAAACCUUUGCUCCAGUCGCUGCCGCUUACACCGCUCCAGUUGCCGCUGCCUAUGCCGCACCAGUUGCUGCUGCCUAUGCCGCACCAGUUGUAGCUGCCGCUGCUCCAGUUGUUGCUGCCCGUGCCGCUCCAGUUGUUGCCGCAGCUGCUCCGGCUCCAGUCUUUGCUGCUCGUGCCGCCCCAGUGGUUGCCGCUGCUGCUCCAGUAGUUGCCGCUGCUGCUACUCCAAUUGUUGCUGCCCGUGCCGCUCCAGUUGCCGCUGUUCCAGUGCAAGCUGAAAUCACCGACUCGUACCCACAAUACCAGUACGCCUACAACGUUCAGGAUACUCUGACCGGUGAUUCCAAGACUCAGGAGGAAACCCGUGACGGCGAUGUUGUCAAGGGAUCUUACUCCCUGAUCGAACCCGAUGGCAGCCGUCGUAUCGUCAACUACUACGCUGACCCAAUCAACGGAUUCAACGCCGUUGUGCAGAAGGAUAUUCCAGUUGCCGUUGCCACCCCAGCCGUCGCCGCCAAGGUCGUCGUUUAAGCAGAUAGCAAGUCUCCGUUCUAGCGAGGAUCAGGAUCUGUCUGAAUAUGCUGUGUAUAUAGGACCAACUCCCGUGUGUAAAUAGUCAGUAGAACUCUAAUGUGAUCAUCAUAGCGCAACUUUAAGCAAUCACUCAUCUGUACAUAAUUUCCACUGUUGAAAACAUUGUUGCUAAAAGACAUGCACAUAGUGCUGCUUUGUUUAGAAUAAUAAAUUCAUAAUGAAAACGCUUAUAUUAUAAAA